Striga asiatica is the source of this 495-nucleotide messenger RNA. The record is from the annotation of a GenBank genome assembly. Lineage: Eukaryota; Viridiplantae; Streptophyta; Magnoliopsida; Lamiales; Orobanchaceae.
AUGUCCGUCAUUAAGGUGCAGAAGAGGAUGAAGAAGAGGAACUGGAGUGAGAUCUCAAUUCUCCUCUUCCCAAAUUCUUCUUUUUCCUUCCUCAAAUUCUCGAAUUCCCUUCCUCUUCUCCACGCCCUCGCUCAGAGCUCCCAACAACUGUCGUCGGUGGCCAGAGAACCCAGCGGCGGCUCGGCGAAUCGGCGAUGUGCGGAAGCCGCUAGGCUCGGCUUACGCGUGGUGCCGUGGCGGAUUGACUUGACGAGAACCGUCGGUGGUCGAACCUUGUCGUGGCUGGCCGUAGGGGAAAUCAAACAGAUCCGGAUAGCCGGUGGCUCGCACCCGGUGGCACCGGAGGCGGAUGACGCUGGCGAUAGGCUGCUCGAUCGUGAAGGUGAUGCACGGAUAGAACUUGGUCGGAAAUUCGACUCCUCUCGGUGGCGCACGAGUAAAUCUCGGAGGUUCUUGCUCAUGGUGGUCAUCGGAAAGGAGGGUUGCUGUUCGUGA